GGCAGAGGCCAGCAACGAAGUUUCCAGAUAAGAUGAGAGAUGUUGGCUAGAGGUGGCUGGAAGGUGCUGGGCCGAGUAGUGUGCGAGUGUCCCAGAGCGAGGCCGGGGUGGUUCCUGACCCACGAGAGGCUCUUCCCCGCCGCUACAGGUGCACUUCAUGUCCGUCGCUGGCGAGCGCUGUUGUAGCACUCCUGGCUUGAGUGGCCGCCCGGCUUGUGUCUGCAGCCCCCUCGCACCGGCCCUGCAGCGGUGCCGGAGGACAGGGAGAACAACGCACCAUUGCCUACCUGAGCUGGCCUCGGCUCUAGCGAUACCUCACAGAGUGUAACUACCCUCCAGAGAGCUGCCCCAGAGGAUGGAAGAGAAAAUAAGUGAUUUGAAGACGUUCUGGACAAAGCUGGGAGGCAGAAGAGUGGACCUCAUAUUUGACCAGGUGCAAAAUGUGCUGCUGUUCCUAAAGCAAAAGAUCAAGAAUGGAACUGCCACAGACCAAGAAUGCUGGCAGGCCUGGGCACUGGUGAAUGAAGCUAAUCUAGGUGAUCUCUUAAAUGUAAGUGAUAUGUUCGAUGGAGAUGACAUCCAGGAAACCAAAUCCAAGUUACAGCAUCUUACAGAUGACAACGCUGCAAACUCUGAAGCUUCUGACAGUGAAAAGGAGGAGAUGGCAAAAACAGGUUCAAGGAAUAAGGAAGAGUCUAGGAAAAUUCAAGAUUCACCUUUAAACCUGACGUAUCAGAACCACCAGUGCUCUAGUGCUUGCCUUGCCAACAGAGCAGUGGGCUCCUUCAAGGGUGAAAAUCCUCUUAAUAUACCAAUCCUGUUCCACUUUGAAAGACGCCAUGCAAAAGCAGACUGCCUUUCUAAGUCGCUGGAUGUGACCUAUAAAGCUCCUUGUGGCCGAAGUCUGAGGAGCUUUCAAGAUGUGCAGAAUUACUUGUUUGAAACAGAGUGCAAUUUUCUGUUUGUCGAUCACUUCUCUUUCAACACCUAUGUGCUGUUGAGCAGGAACAUCAUCAGUCCCAAACCCCUUGUGUUUGAUGUUGAUAUUAGCAACGGGGCUGAGAUUGUGCCUAUUUCCUUCUCUAAUGAUCUUGACUGUGCAAGAUUACCUUAUUUCAAAUACCGAAGGGCGUCGUGGCCACGUGGAUAUUACCUCAACAAUUUCUCCAGCACGUUUGUUGAUUCAUGUGACUGCACAGAUGGCUGCAUUGACAGGUCAAAAUGUGCGUGCCUGCAGCUAACUGCAAGAGGCCAUAGUAAAAUUUCUCCACUUCCAAGUAGUAAAACAUCCCACGGAUACAGUUAUAAAAGACUGGAGAGACCUGUGCCUAGUGGAAUUUAUGAAUGCAGUGUGUUGUGCAGCUGUGACAAGCUGAUGUGCCAGAACAGAGUGGUGCAGCAUGGCAUUCAAGUCAGGUUGCAAGUAUUCAACACGGAGAAGAAAGGCUGGGGUGUCCGAUGCCUAGAUGAUAUCGACAAGGGGACGUUUGUUUGUACUUACUCAGGUAACAUAAGAUUAAUGAGCAAAGCUGAAAUUCAAGUGCUGGGAGAUCCUGGUCAAAAGCUGAAAGAGAAGCGUGUUGUGAAUGACAGAGGCCAUGGCUAUUCUUCCAAAAGAAGGAAAUUUGACACUGAUCUUUCAGACUCUCUAACUGAACUAGUGCAGAGUGGCAAAAGUGACAUUCUUGAGGAGGAGGAAUCUGUGUUUCAAAUAGUGGAUAACAAAAAUAAAUCAAUUCUAAUUCAUCCGAGAAAUUUAACUAUCACAACCACAAGAAGGUCUGGAACUUUUUGUGACCACCAGCUAAAAAGGGAAAUUGAUGCACUGGUGCACAGUGCCAGCUCAGAUGAAGAUAAUAGUUCUCAGAUUCAUCAAUCAAGCAAAGCAAAACUAACCAGUGGAACAAAGAAAGGAAAAGAAAAAUCUGCUCAGCAGCAGAAGGAAGAACGUCUGAUGGGAACUGGAAGAACUGAGUCUGCUAAUGUGGACAAAGCAGAAUGCAAAAGAAAGAGCCUGUCUCUGCAUAGUGUUGAUUGUGGCGAAUCAGGCAUGCUGGAUGACACAGGUGUUGUGAAGCCAUCCAAACAUGUACCACUAAAAACUGACUGCAAAGAGGAAAACCACAGGCAGUCAAAACACAGGACAAUUUGUGAGGAGUCUGGUAAGGACAGGAUGUCUCAGGAGAAAGCUAACAUGGAAAAUGGUUAUGUACUGGAUGCCACAAAAGAAGGAAACGUGGGUCGUUUUCUUAAUCACAGCUGUUGCCCGAAUCUCUUCGCACAGAGCGUCUUUGUAGAGACUCACGACAGAAGUUUCCCAUGGGUGGCAUUCUUCACAAACAGGCACGUGAAAGCUGGAACCGAACUCACGUGGGAUUAUGGUUAUGAAGCUGGAAGCAUGCCAGGGACAGAGAUUGCCUGCCAUUGUGGAGUUCAGAAGUGUAGGAAAAAAACGUUGUAGGCAGAGCUUUCCUACCAUCAACGUGUCAUGGCACACGGAGAGAAUUCAUACGCAGGAUUGACAUGAGUGAUACCAGAGCACUAGUUAAUUGAUGUUUCCUGUGUCCUGCCAUAGUGCUGAGUUAACUCAGUCUUCUGAAAACCAUUAUGAAUGCAAGUCUGCCUGUUUCGGGGCCUAGCAAGUAUUAAAAUACACCUAAGCCUGAUAGAUCCAGUGGGACAGGUCAUCUUGAAAAGAGGUGAGAUUAACUGGAACACCGUUGCAGAGCUGUGUUCAUGCUGUAGAGUAAGCCAUGCAAGUCCCACUGCUGCGGGAGAGGAAUGACUGGAAUUUUGGGUUGCAUUCCUCAUCAUGUUUGUGAUGCAAAAAGAAGUCCCUGAGAAAUUGUGUGCCUCAGUUUAGUGCCAUAUGGUACAGUGUGGGACUAGUGGACCACAGAAGUCCUUGCCACGUGAUUUGGUAGGAGACAAGCUACAUUAGGUGACACAAAAUCUCAGAAGCAUUCAGGCUGGAAAAGACCCUUAGGAGCACAAGUGUAGCAGGUGGCUCUGAAAUGGAGCAAGGGAUGGGUGUUCAGGUGUGCAGCUUUUGAAUAUGUUGGAGCCUUGUGCAAAGAAGGUCAUGUUGCAGACAGGCAAUUUAGACUGCUUGAAGAGCUACUACCACAAAAUAGCGAAAGUGGGUUUCUGGAAGUAAGAUGUUGUCAAAGUGAGACUUGAAUGGUUCACUGUUACUGCAGAGGAUACAAGAGAAUGGUAGAGUUGUUUAGGCUGGAAAAGACCUUUAUGGUCAUUGAGUCCAACCAUUAACCUAAUACUACCAUGUCUGCUGCCAAACCAUAUCUCUGAUCACCUUGUCUUUUAAAUUCCACUAGGGAUUAAUUAGCCACUUCCCUGCAAUAAUGAUUCAAGGUUGAGCAAUACAAAAUCCAGUGCACUACAAUACAAAG
Molecule: messenger RNA, 3410 nt
Organism: Pogoniulus pusillus (Red-fronted tinkerbird)
Lineage: Eukaryota; Metazoa; Chordata; Aves; Piciformes; Lybiidae
Gene: SETDB2
Product: SET domain bifurcated histone lysine methyltransferase 2
Exons: 15
Coding region: 356-2461 (701 amino acids)
Biological process (GO): negative regulation of gene expression; heterochromatin organization
Cellular component (GO): nucleus
Molecular function (GO): protein binding; DNA binding; zinc ion binding
Source: RefSeq, a predicted model, not a curated record